Messenger RNA from Babesia bovis T2Bo, 550 nucleotides. RefSeq lists its product as uncharacterized. The coding region runs from base 43 to 513 and encodes 156 amino acids. NCBI's taxonomy places the organism in Eukaryota, Apicomplexa, Aconoidasida, Piroplasmida, Babesiidae. The record is from RefSeq and is a predicted model, not a curated record. The transcript has 3 exons.
AUACGGGCCUAGUGUAUAGUAACAUAGCCUAUAUAUACUGCUAUGCCACAAUCUGUGUCUAGCAGCUCUAUUGUAACUGAAGUUCGUUUACUCAGUAGUGCGUUGCUUCGUUGUGAGCGGAAUCCUGCUUUAUUUCCUGCACAUGUGCAGCGUUUACGUUCAUUAGCAUUUGAAGUUCGUCGUAUGCGUUCUUCACUUGGUAUUAGUCAGGAAUGCUUGGCCGCUGAUUCAUUACCUCUGGAGCGUGCUGGUAGGGUUGUAUAUGCUUUAUACGACCAUCGCGGUUCUGAUGUGUUUUAUUUGGCGUCUAGGGAGCCUGCUGGUAUAGAUCUAUAUCGUCUGUAUCUGUUUGCUCAGCGUAACCGUGGCAAUCCGCUGUUGGACUAUUUGCGGAGAACUGAUUUCAGUUUAUUAGGCAUUUACCCAUUGGAAUCCAUUGCUGUUACUGGAGUACCAUUUUCUGUGAUUUCAAGGUCAAGGUUAAUAUACUGGCGAUCUGUAUUGUUAUAUUAAUGCGGUGCAUCAUAUUUCUAAUGCUAGGUAUAUGAUG